Molecule: messenger RNA, 3489 nt
Organism: Acomys russatus (golden spiny mouse)
Lineage: Eukaryota; Metazoa; Chordata; Mammalia; Rodentia; Muridae
Gene: Drp2
Product: dystrophin related protein 2
Exons: 23
Coding region: 201-3074 (957 amino acids)
Biological process (GO): central nervous system development; synaptic signaling
Cellular component (GO): plasma membrane
Molecular function (GO): protein binding; zinc ion binding
Source: RefSeq, a predicted model, not a curated record
AUACAGAGGGAGAGUGUGCACACAGCAGCUGUCGGCAUCCCUGUCUGAGGGACUUCUUUGCUGAUUCACAGAGGCAGCCUAGCCCGGGCCUCCCAGCUUCCAGCUAACGCCUGCUUCGCAGACCUGACGGAAUCAGAAGGUGCUUGAUGCUCUGCAGUUGGUCGACUGCCAAGCCUCCCCCUCCAUGAGCCUUGGUUCUGAUGCAACCUUUGGUCAUGCAGGGAUGCCCUUACACCCUCCCGCGAUGUCAUGAGUGGCAUGCUGCUGAUAGGUUUCAUCACAGUAGUAGCCUCCGAAACACCUGCCCCCAGCCUCAGGUUAGAGCUGCGGUCACCACCCCUGCACCUCCUUGGGAUGGUGCCAGGGAUCCCUGCCUAAGUCCAAAGCUCUUGAACGGGUCUGUUGGAGCCAUUGGGCCCCUGGAACCGUCAGCCAUGAAUCUGUGUUGGAAUGAAAUAAAAAAGAAGUCUCACAGCCUCCGCGCUCGCCUAGAGGCUUUCUCAGACCACAGUGGCAAACUCCAGCUCCCGCUCCAAGAGAUUAUUGACUGGCUCAGCCAAAAGGAUGAGGAGCUGUCAGCCCAGCUGCCUUUGCAAGGAGAUGUGGCCCUGGUACAGCAGGAGAAAGAGACACAUGCGGCCUUUAUGGAAGAAGUCAAGUCUAAGGGCCCCUAUAUCUACUCUGUGCUGGAGUCUGCCCAGGCUUUCCUGUCCCAGCACCCAUUUGAGGAGUUAGAGGAGCCUCAGUCUGAGAGCAAAGAUACCUCCCCUAGACAGCGAAUUCAGAAUCUUAGCCGCUUUGUGUGGAAGCAGGCAACGGUGGCCAGUGAACUGUGGGAAAAGCUGACAGCCCGCUGUGUGGAUCAGCAUCGCCACAUUGAGCAUACUCUGGAACAUCUAUUGGAGAUCCAAGGGGCAAUGGAGGAAUUGAGCAGUACUCUGACCCAAGCAGAGGGAGUUCGAGCCACUUGGGAGCCCAUUGGAGAUCUCUUCAUUGAUUCCCUCCCAGAGCAUAUUCAAGCCAUCAAGCUAUACAAAGAAGAAUUCUCCCCUGUGAAAGAUGGAGUGAAGUUAGUGAACGAUCUGGCCCACCAGCUUGCCAUUUCUGAUGUCCACUUGUCGAUGGAGAAUUCAAGGGCUCUGGAGCAGAUCAACAUGCGGUGGAAACAGCUCCAGGUGUCAGUUGGUGAGAGGCUGAAACAGCUCCAGGAUGCCCAUAGAGACUUUGGGCCUGGGUCACAGCACUUCCUCUCCACUUCUGUCCAGGUUCCCUGGGAAAGAGCAAUUUCUCCCAAUAAAGUUCCCUACUACAUCAACCACCAGGCUCAGACCACAUGCUGGGACCAUCCCAAGAUGACUGAGUUAUACCAAACUCUAGCUGAUCUGAACAACAUUAAGUUCUCAGCUUAUCGCACUGCCAUGAAGCUCCGCAGAGUCCAGAAGGCCCUGCGCCUGGACCUAGUAACCUUGACUACAGCUCUGGAGAUCUUCAAUGAGCAUGACCUGCAGGCCAGUGAACAUGUGAUGGAUGUGGUGGAGGUCAUUCACUGCUUGACUGCUUUGUAUGAACGACUGGAGGAGGAAAGAGGCAUCCUGGUCAAUGUGCCACUGUGUGUAGACAUGAGCCUCAACUGGCUCCUCAAUGUUUUUGAUAGUGGCCGCAGUGGAAAGAUGCGAGCAUUGUCCUUUAAGACUGGCAUCGCAUGCCUAUGUGGCACUGAAGUGAAAGAAAAACUUCAGUACCUCUUCAGCCAAGUGGCCAAUUCAGGCAGCCAGUGUGACCAACGCCAUCUCGGUACUCUGCUUCACGAAGCCAUUCAAGUGCCCCGUCAGCUGGGUGAAGUGGCAGCAUUUGGGGGCAGCAAUGUAGAGCCCAGUGUUCGUAGUUGCUUUCGGUUUAGCACUGGCAAGCCAGUCAUUGAAGCUUCCCAGUUCCUGGAGUGGGUCAACUUGGAGCCCCAGUCUAUGGUGUGGCUGGCUGUUCUGCAUCGAGUCACCAUUGCUGAGCAAGUAAAGCAUCAGACCAAGUGUUCUAUCUGUAGGCAGUGCCCCAUCAAAGGAUUCAGGUACCGGAGUCUGAAACAAUUUAACGUGGAUAUCUGCCAGACGUGCUUCUUGACAGGCAGAGCCAGCAAAGGCAACAAGCUGCACUAUCCCAUCAUGGAGUAUUACACCCCGACCACAUCCAGUGAGAAUAUGAGGGACUUUGCCACAACCUUAAAGAAUAAAUUCCGCUCGAAGCAGUAUUUCAGCAAACACCCUCAGCGAGGUUAUCUCCCUGUGCAGUCAGUGCUGGAGAGCGACUGCAGUGAGACACCGGCUUCUUCCCCGAUGUUGCCACAUGCUGACACACACUCUCGAAUCGAGCAUUUUGCAAGCAGGCUUGCUGAGAUGGAGAGCCAAAAUUGUUCCUUUUUUAAUGACAGCCUGUCCCCGGAUGACAGCAUAGAUGAGGACCAGUACCUGUUGCGGCACUCCAGCCCCAUCACAGACCGAGAGCCAGCCUUUGGGCAGCAGGCUCCAUGCAGCAUGGCCACAGAAAGCAAGGGGGAACUAGAGAAGAUCCUGGCCCAUUUAGAAGAUGAGAACCGGAUUCUCCAGGGAGAACUGAGGCGCCUGAAAUGGCAGCACGAGGAAGCAGCUGAGGCACCCACCCUGGCUGAGGGCUCCACUGAAGCAACUCCAGACCACCGCAAUGAAGAGCUUCUGGCUGAAGCCAGGAUCCUGAGGCAGCACAAGAGCCGUCUGGAGACACGCAUGCAGAUCCUUGAAGACCACAACAAGCAGUUAGAGUCUCAGCUGCAACGUCUGAGGGAGCUGCUCCUGCAGCCACCCACUGAAUCAGAUGGCAAUGGCUCUGCAGGCUCGUCCCUGGCGUCCUCUCCACGCCAGUCAGAAGGCAGUCAUCCCCGGGAGAAGGGGCAGACUACUCCAGACACUGAGGCUGCUGAUGAUGUGGGGUCAAAGAGUCAGGAUGUCAGCCUAUGCUUAGAAGACAUCAUGGAGAAGCUCCGCCAUGCCUUCCCCAGUGUGCGAAGCUCUGAUGUGACUGCAAACACCCUGCUGGCCUCUUGAUGGAGUCAGAUCCCCAUCCUGUAGUUCAUAGUCCUUUCCUGAUUCUUAUCAAUGCCUUCCCUUAAACAUUGCCCAACCUUUCCAGUACCCACUGACUCUAUAUUCCUCAAUCAGAGAUAUUUAUUUGGGCCUGCGGCAGCAGCAGACAUCUGAUGGUAUGUGAGAUGUGGUGGGGAAAGGGGAGGAGGAGAGGUGUACUUCCUCUGCCUUCUAGAAAUGUACCCAUUCAUACUUAAGAUUGAGCCUGUCUCUUAUGCGAUUCUACUGUUGCAGCCCAGGCAAAGGCACUUGUCAUCCAGAUAAGGAGCAGAAACUUACCUUGCAGAGCUAAGCAGUAUGUACUGGUCCCUUUCCCUUCUCCAUUGAAUCAUGAAGGAAAAAGCUUAAUGGCCCCAAGGUGUCUGCAUUAUUCCCC